AUAAAACUCAGAAACAAGUUCAGAAAGAUGAGAACUUGUUCAAGCACAACACAACCAUCAUGUCUUCAUUCUCAUAUACAACAAAUUAUAUGCUCUAAAUUUUCUCUCUCUUUCUCUUCUCUCUCCUCAACUCUAUUUCAGGGAACUCUGGGUAUCUCCGCUGUUUAACUUGAAUUGGGUACGCUUGCUCUGUUGAUGUAAAAAUUCAGAUUCCUCUGCUUCUUCUGGGUCUGUAUCUAUAUACACAUACAUGUGUUUUCACAUGUGGGUUUGAGUUUUAAAGAAAUGAAUUUGGUAAGUCAAACUGCAAAAUCGAUGUCUAUGCCCAACUCUAGUGUUUCUUGGAAGUCCGGCGAACCCGACCCUUUUCCGGCUGGUCUCCGAGUACUUGUUGUUGAUGAUGACCCGACUUGUCUCAUGAUUUUAGAGAAGAUGCUUCUAAACUGUCUCUACGAAGUUACCAAAUGCAAUCGAGCGGAGAUGGCAUUAUCACUGCUACGAGAGAACAAAAAUGGUUAUGAUAUUGUUAUAAGCGAUGUCCACAUGCCUGACAUGGACGGGUUCAAGCUCCUCGAGCAUAUUGGGCUGGAAAUGGACCUGCCUGUAAUCAUGAUGUCCGCGGAUGAUGGUAAGAGUGUUGUGAUGAAAGGUGUUACUCAUGGUGCAUGCGAUUAUCUGAUCAAACCGGUUCGAAUUGAGGCAUUAAAGAAUAUAUGGCAGCAUGUAGUUCGGAAGAGGAAGCAUGAGUGGAAGGAUAUUGAGCAAUCGGGAAGCAUAGAAGACGGAGAACAGCAACAAAAGCAGACAGAUGAUGCAGAUUUCUCAUCAUCAGCAAAUGAAGGGAGUUGGAGAAAGAGGAGGAAGGAUGAGGAAGAUCAAGUGGAGGAUAGGGAUGAUACAUCUGCGCUAAAGAAGCCACGAGUGGUUUGGUCGGUCGAGCUCCAUCAACAGUUUGUGGCAGCUGUAAAUCAACUUGGCAUUGACAAGGCUGUUCCUAAGAAAAUUCUGGAGUUGAUGAACGUUCCUGGACUCACUAGAGAAAAUGUUGCCAGCCACCUUCAGAAAUAUCGGCUAUACCUCAGAAGGCUAAGUGGAGUAUCACAGCACCAAAGUGGACUCAAUAACUCUUUCGGAGGACCUCCAGACGCAACCUUUGGGUCAGUGUCUUCAUUCAAUGGGCUUGAUCUUCAAGCACUUGCCACCACGGGUCAAAUCCCAGCACAAAGUCUAGCCACACUCCAAGCAGCAGCCUUGGGAAGGUCCACCACCAAAUCUGGCAUAUCUGUGCCCCUCAUGGAUCAAAGGAACCUUUUCAGCUUUGAAGGUCCAAAAUUAAGAUUUGGAGAGGGCUCGCAACAGCCACAACAAAGCAAUAACAACAAUAAACAAAUCAACUUACUUCAUGGGAUUCCAACGACCAUGGAGCCAAAGCAACUUGCCAAUUUGCACCAAUCGGCGCAGCAGUCUUUCAGGGGCAUGAAUAUGCAAGUGAACAACGCCCGUGGAAACCAAAAUAGCUCUUUACUGGUGCAAAUGUCUCAACCACCGCAAUCGAGACCGCAGAUAUUGAAUGAUACCAAUGUAAAUCAUCUUUCAAGGCUUCCAUCAUCCUUACCGCAACCUACUUUAUCAGGCGGGAUGCCAAGUAGUGCUGCUUUUGCAAGAAAUGGAAUGGUUGACAAUGCAAGAGGAGCGGUGUACAAUUCAGUUUCUCAGGCCUCUUCAAUGGUAGAUUUCUCAAUAACCCAAAACACAGAUUUGCCGGGCAAUAGUUUUCCGCUUGCGAAUAAUCCAUCUGCCAUCACAUCGAAAGGGGUGCUCCAAGAAGAGGUUAACUCCGAAAUGAAAGGAUCACGAGGAUUUGCUCCUAGUUAUGAUAUUUUUAGUGACCUGCAUCAGCACAAAUCCCAAGAUUGGGAGUUACAGAAUGUGGGCUUGGCCUUCAAUGCCUCCCAACAUUCAAACAUGCAGGGCUGCCUGGAUGUCCAGCCGUCAGUUUUGGUCCACCAAGGGUUCUCUUCAAACCAAAACAGUUUGCAGAACAGAAAUACUUCUGUUGGCAAAGUAAUGUUCUCAGCCGGGGAAGAGAGUGGACAUGGGAAUGCCCAUAACAUCGACCAACAACUUAAUACGUUUGUUGCUGACAAUUCAUUUAUUAAGGCCGAAAGUCUUCCUGAAGCAAGCUGUCAGAACAUGCUAUUUCCUGAACAGUUUACUCAGGAAGACCUUAUGAGUAUACUACUAAAGCAGCAAGAAGGCCUUGGACAGGUUGCAAAUGAGUUUGGUUUUGAUGGGUAUCCCUUGGAUGAUCUUCCUGUGUAGGACAUGCUUCCUGCUCCAGCUCUAUCUAUUGUUGCAGCUUCUGGUGUACAUAGUUGCUAUUACUUCCGAGUUCAACUCACAUCCUUUCUGCAACUAAAAUGUGAAAAUUCAGUUUCCCUACUUCAAGAACACAUAAUAUUGAUCUGCAUCUUCUGGUUGUGAAUAGCUUGCUGUGCUCAUCCAAUUUGGAGAUUAGGGAUCAGAUAGAACGUUCAUUUCAGAUGAAUCAAAUUACAUUGGGAGUCAUUUGAAGUGGGAGGAAAAGCAUGGAAGGCUCAGCUGCACGAUUUAUGCCAAGGCGUAUGAGCAAAUUUUUGACUGCUUUUGUAGGUGAAUCUAGCAAGAACUAGUGUUUUUCUUGGGCUUGUGAAACAUGUUUGGUGGGUAAUAUGCAAAGUUGGUUGUGCUUUAUGGAUGAUUAAGAAUUUUGGUUCUAAUAAUAUGAUCGAGUUGUUGCUUUAGGGCUUCAAACUAUAUAUAAUGUACAGAUUUCAUCUGAUUGCUCGAGAUACAAGUCUUGAUUGUUUUUUUUGUACUUGUAUGUUUUUUAGUCACUUUUCUGUACUCAAAAGAUUGAAUUCUGAUUUUAUGCUUUUAUGAGCUUUGCUGAUAAUCA
This is a messenger RNA of Camellia sinensis, 2938 nucleotides long. RefSeq names its product two-component response regulator ARR2. The record is from RefSeq and is a predicted model, not a curated record. Gene Ontology annotation, molecular function: DNA binding; DNA-binding transcription factor activity. Lineage: Eukaryota; Viridiplantae; Streptophyta; Magnoliopsida; Ericales; Theaceae. Gene Ontology annotation, biological process: phosphorelay signal transduction system; cytokinin-activated signaling pathway.